GACGAAGUAAAUUUUCUUCUCUUAUCAAAAUGAAGCAGGCACGGGGUUGUCUUCGGUAUAUGCAAUUUAAAUGUUAUUCUGUGAUAACAUUUGUAGUUUGGAUAACUUACAUUUCCAGCAAAGCUAUGCUCGCCAAUACAGCCCAUCAGGCCAACAGCGAGAUUUCAAUAAAAAAUUGUAUACCAAAUAUAUUUUUGGUGUACGGGAGCCAUAAUAUUGUUAAGGGUAAGAUUCAGAGUAGAGACUGCGGUGAGUUGUAGCUGAAUCUGAGGGUUAGACGCUUCAUUCUCCAAGUAGGUACUAGUAUAAUAUAGGAUCUUGGAAUAUUACUUUUAAAGAUAUUCUUUCUUAAUAAAACCUUCUAGCCGAACAUGACAUGAUGUGUACUACGAAGUACCUAAACUUUAUUUGACUGUCAUCUCAAAUAUUUGAAAAUUAAAUUGAAAUAACUCCUUUAUCCGGAAUCAAAAAAAAUUGUUUCCAGUGUUGUCCAAAUUAAAAAUAUUGUAAAAUGGUAGUUAAACCAAUACAAAUUAAGAAAUCUCGUGAACAGCGGGCGGGAUCCGCAAGUGCCUGCAAAGAAGUGAUCAUUGUGCCUUCCGCCCUUGGCGAUGCGCAGCUUACUCCAGAUCAAUCUGCAACUGAUGCUGCAGCCGUAGAUGUGAUUGACUUGGGCGCUCCGCGGCGUCGGCGCACUAUCGCGAGUCGAUCACCGCGUUCUCCUACCACUGUACCCUAUACUCCCAACCCAAGGCUAUACCCAGGUCCACGCAAAAAUUCAGAACGCCAGGCGAGACGAGCGAGGCGUAAGCGGGUAUUCCGGCGGCCAGUGCCGAAUUCACGCCUGUACCGGCCGGGUCCGCCCCGCCCUGUGCCACCUCCGGCUAAUCCCCGCACCGCUUGGCCACGACCGGCCUCACCGCCGCGUCCCCCUCACGCGCUCGACACGGCGUCACGGGCCGCGUUGCGCGUGCUUAGCGCGCGCCUCGCGUCGCCCGACCGCCCCAAUAGUCGUCUAGUGGUAACGCUGCCCGCUCGCGGUAUGGACGCAGUAACGCGUCAUUCGGCUAGCCCCGAGUGCUCGGAGGGAAGCACAGCACCGAGCGAGUUUUUAGCGGAGUUCCUGUCGGCGAUAAUGCGAAGGCAAUACGCUGAAGCGCUCAAAUAUUGCCGUCUUAUACUGCAGUAUGAGCCUCAUAACGCGACCGCCCGUGGUUUCUUUCCGCUGCUACAACAUAAGGUGGAUGCACACCGAGGAGAUACGAGUUCAAGCGAAGAAGCCAUCUCUCCACAGCAUUUCAAAAAUGCUGGGGACUCGGGGGGUAGCGGACAGGGCGGGGAGAGUGGGGAAAGUGGACCAGCCGGAGAAAGUGCAGAAAGCGAGGAAGGAGAAGAGUGGGAGAGAUCUGGCGCAUCGUGGUCAUCUCUGGAACUGGACUCGUCACGACGCACUGAUCGCUCCAGUGAAAGUGCACCCAACCUCACAGAAAGCAGCUCUGCUUCACGUGACGAUAACGGCAAUGACUACACCUCUACGCCCGUGCUAGAUAAUGCGCGCGCGCACUCACCACCGACGCCGCCCCCACCUCUAUAUGGCCAAGGUGACAUUGAAAACGAAAACGCAAUCGGCGAGCCUGAGGGGGCGGCGUGCACGCUUAAGGCUGCUUCAAGCGGUGCCAGCUCUCUCAGGCGGCUGCGCGCACACUUCACCUGCUCCAUCAAGUGAGACUACCCCACAAUCUCCCACCACCCCUCAUCUCACAUGCCCCACUGACUGCCUCCUCUUACAAUUUUCUCUACUCUUUGUUUUACGUUUGAAAAUAUUUAAAGCUUAUAGACUUAACAAUACGCACAGGGUUCAAAAUACUGCAUAUGAUUUAUUUUCUAUGAAACUGCAAUUAAGUAACCUUUAGUAACAAAAUUGUAUGGUAUCCAACCGAUUGUUCGCGUACCCAGUCUCCCGGAGUAAAGGCACAAAUACCAAAUCUUAAAUAUGGAUAUAUCCAAGAUACACAAUUCAAUUGCAAUACGAAACUAAAUACAAAGUAAAUACUUAUGAUCUCUUUCGUUCUAUAUAAUUUUGUUGAAACUUGAUUUAUCGAUCAACUUAGUACCUCCGAGUGUGUAUUUUGGGUUAUUUCGUCCUAUGCUAAAAUGUGAAGCUGUCCUCUUACCUAUCAAAACUUGAUAGAAAACUAUUGUUGUAUAAGUAGAUGUACUACUAACAUUGGAUAUAUUUUAUAGAGAAAUUUAUAACAAUGAUAUCGUAUGGACCUAACUAGUGGCCUAAGGCUACAAAUCAUGUUAUUGUAGACAUAUCUGUGUGUGUGGAGCAAACGCUCACGUUUGGGACAAGCGGUGUGUAUCACGAAUUCCUACGCCAAUAUCAAAUUAAAUAUCUACUCUUUCGUCUCUAUUGUUUACGCUGUUAUUGAAAGAGACGCAAUGAGACUCAUUUGUUUUAAUCUUAAAUUUCGAAUACAUUGCUCGUUCGCUAUUGUUACAAAUUUGCCAUAUCAAAUUUCUCAUGGAGGAUAUCCGGGCGCCACUUGUUCCGGGUGAGCAGAGUGAAAUAAGACUGAACGAAUCGACGACUGUAGUCCUUACUUUCUGUCCCUAUGAUACUCUUUCUUACUAAACAAGGUUAAUCUGCCUCAUGACGACAGAACUACGUUUAUGAAUGAAUAUAUGUGGUAUCGACUGUUUCUAUCUAGUAGUAAUCAAAUCGUCUGUUAAGCCGAUUGCUAAAUGAUUUGUUAUGUGGAAUUGAUCUAAGUGUACAUUUUAAUUGUUUGUAACAAAUUAUUACCUUAAUAAAAUUAUAUGUGUGUA
Molecule: messenger RNA, 2832 nt
Organism: Pieris rapae (cabbage white)
Lineage: Eukaryota; Metazoa; Arthropoda; Insecta; Lepidoptera; Pieridae
Exons: 9
Coding region: 512-1726 (404 amino acids)
Source: RefSeq, a predicted model, not a curated record